Messenger RNA from Priapulus caudatus, 3686 nucleotides. Its product is annotated as TBC1 domain family member 5-like. Bases 102 to 2579 code for a protein of 825 amino acids. Gene Ontology annotation, biological process: activation of GTPase activity. The record is from RefSeq and is a predicted model, not a curated record. The transcript is spliced from 18 exons. Gene Ontology annotation, molecular function: GTPase activator activity. Lineage: Eukaryota; Metazoa; Priapulida; Priapulimorpha; Priapulimorphida; Priapulidae.
CAAGAUGUCAGCGUCCGUACUAAGCGAAGUAAACAUCAUAUGUUUCCUGUGCUGAACUCUGAAGUCUGAAGAACUAAAAAACAACACAAGAACUUGGUGAAAUGGCAAUGGAUCUCGAAACUAACAGUGCUGAUGCUAGUCAUGUCAGUAACAAAAAUAUGACUCAGUCUACUGCGUAUUGUGUGGAAUGGGAGAAUCUGUUCAGUGCACCGGGCUACUAUGCUGAACUCCGUAAUUGCGCAAUCAGAGGCGAUCUCAGAAGCUGCCACUUCCGAAGCAUCUGUUGGAAGCUAUAUCUCAGUGUUCUGCCCGAGGACACAUGCGAAUGGCAGGCGGAAACAAGCAAGCUAAGAAGCAAAUAUACAUCUCUCAAGAAAAAGUUCAUCACAAACCCCAGACAAGAGGAAAGCGCCAAUCUCUUGGUCAACCACCCCUUAUCGCAGUCCGAGAACAGUCCCUGGAACCAACACUUCAUCGACGAAGAACUCAAGGUCACCAUUAAGCAGGAUGUGCGGAGAACAUUCCCAGAGAUCAGAUUCUUUCAGACACCCUCCAUACAGCAGAUGAUGGUCGACAUAUUAUUCUGCUAUGCAAGAGAGUACCCGAAUCUUGACUACAAGCAGGGUAUGCAUGAGGUGUUGGCCCCUCUCAUCUUCGUCAUUCACUGUGAUCAACAAGCAUACCUACAUGCGCGAGACAACGAAGUGCUUAGGGAUCCCAUUCAUUUUUUGCUCGAUCCAGAUUACAUAGAACAUGAUGGUUUCUCCAUGUUCUGUGAAGUGAUGGAGACGGUUGACCCCUGGUAUCAGACGAAGGACAUUUUCCCAGUCAGAACGCAGGAGACGUCGAUGCUGACGCUGUUCGCGCGCAUUCAGGACACGAACCCAUCGAACGUGCUCGUCAACAAGCUCAACCGCGUUCAGGACAAGCUGCUGAAGAAGCAUGACUACGACCUCUACCAGCACCUCGAGAAGAUGGAGAUCCCACCGCAGAUAUACGGCAUACGGUGGGUGCGGCUGCUGUUUGGGCGGGAAUUCCCGAUGCAGGACCUGCUGGUGUUGUGGGACGCCAUCUUCGCUGACAGCAUGAGCUUCGACCUCGUAGAUCACAUGUUCGUCGCCAUGAUGAUAUUCAUACGCGAGAAGCUGCUACGGAGUGACUACGCUGGCUGUCUAACAGUUCUGAUGAAGUAUCCACCGGUGAACGAUAUCUUCUAUCUCAUAAAGCGAGCAUUAUAUCUACGCAAGCCUACGGUCUAUCCCAACCCGAAGCACUAUCCGGGCCAGCUCCCCGGCAUGGCGCAGCCCAUGUACGUGACACCAUCUGCUGGGGCGCGGACGAAGGCGGCGGCGGCGAGCAACAUCACAGGCCGCGCGGCGUCGAUUCGGGACAAGAUGGCGGCGCGGCCGAGCUCGCUGUCACUGAGGAGCAAGGCGUCGACGACCAAGGAUACGAGUAGCAAGGAGACGAGUCGGCCAGUGUUACGCCACCCGCUGGAGAACAGCAGUGAGGAGGUGGUGGUGGUGAUGGCGGGAGCGGAGGCUGCAGCUGCAACGUCCCUGCCUAACACGCCCUCCAAUCCUAACCCAUUCCUCAGCCCGGCGAACGCGGCGGCAGGCAAGCAGGCGAGAGCUGCGGUGCAGGUGACAACAGCAACGAAGGACACAAAGGUAAGGGAGAUGGUAGACUUAACCAAGAAGGGAAAGAGUGGGGCAAACAGAUCUGAAGCAGAGGUGGGAGGAAGGAGGCCAGAGAUCAGCAGAAGCAAGCGGGACUCAUUCUUCAAAAAUCUCUUACCCCAAAAGUCGAUAUCUAGAGAGGAAAUGGAGGAGAUCGGUAGAGAUCUGGAAUACCUACAGUCACGUCUCACUAGCUUUCAAACCAUGUGCUCCUACUGUGCUACCAUGAUGGACACCAAUAUCGAACUACUUCAGCAGACGAUGCUUCAGCGAGAGUUGCCGCUGGAAGACGACAUGUACAUAGGCCUGGCUGGACUGAAGCAGGUGAGGGACAUGCUAAAGGGAACGCUAGGCUUCACUAGCAGCGUGGUCGCUACGGAAGCAGCGCCACCUAUCAACGACCGUAACGAGGGACAGCCGUCCGACGGCAGACGACAGGACGAGGUCGCCGGCGAUGCGACGUUAACGAGCAUCUCGCACGGAGGCAGCGACGUCACUAACGAUGGGGAAGGCAUCGUUGCCGCGGACGAUGGGGAGGGCGUCGUUGCCACGGACGACGGAGAGGGCGUCGUUGACGCAGACGACGGGGAGGGCAUGGUUGCCGCGGACGACGGGGAGGGCGUCGUUGACGCGGACGACGAGGAGGGCAUCGUUGCUGUGGACGACGGGGAGGAUGCCGUCGUGGCGGCGGCUGUGACUCGCACACUCGGCAGCAAGAAAACAGAAGCGGAUAUUGAGCGGGAUGUUCGGAUGCCGGGUAGCGAGGAUGAGAAAGGUCGGCCAUCGCGCGAUGACGGCGACAGCACGGGGAGCGGGUCGUCCGACAAUAUACCCUUCGACGCCAUGCAGCCGAUGCAAACGUCUGCUAGUUUGCCAAAGUCGGCCUGCCGGAAGCUCUGAUCAUCGAAAAACUAAGGAGUAACGUCAUUGUUACAGACGAUCCCCUCAGUAUAGACUGACUGACACAUCUAAUGCAUUAGGCUGAGUUCGAAGAUGAGUGAGUGGUGCAGAUGUUAAUAAAUGCAUUCAGGUAAAUGAUCAUGUAGGUACGAGCUAUAGGUGGGCAAGCGAAGAGGCAUUUGAUCUGUCAGUGAAUCUUUUUUUUAAUUUUUAAACUGACAAAAAUGGACAGCUAGGUAUGUUAGAGCUUGCAGACAUUUUCUAUGCACUCAUUUCUAGCGUUAGAUAGAAAAUAGUAAUACAUUUCAUAGUAGUAGCCAUACAUGUGUAUGGCAGUGCGAUUGAACUCUAGUGCAAUUGCUACUGUUAUCUAGUUUGUGAAGUAUAGUUGUCAAUUAUUGUUUCUAUUGGAAUUAAUUACGAGAACAAUCGCUUUGGGACUAACAAUCCACUAGAGCCUGUUAUGCACAUAUAGAAAUCUAUUCACGCAUUAGUGCAGUAAACUAAUAAGAAAGAUCUCGUGUAAACACAAAAAUAUUUACAAAUGUGUAUUGAACGUGGUAAUAGAACGUGUGUAACGUGUGUAAAAGAACGUGGCUUAUAGGGCUGAUAUAUGGGUAAAACAGAUAAUUGUAUGUGAUUGCAAGUUAAAGCAGUGUCCAGAUUACAUCUGUAUAUCUAGUAUGGAAGCAGUAAUUUUCAUGAGUUCCAGUGAUUUAGAAAAUCAAAUACUUGGCGUUUUUUGUAUAUUUGGCAUGUAGCGUGUAAAUGUUGAGCAUAGCAUUUAGUUUUCUGCACAGAGCUGGUGUAUAUAGAGACACUAAGCCAGACAAGCGAGUGGGUGUAAUAUAUUGGUGGUUCAUAUCGAACUGUGACAGUGAGUAUUAACACAAACAUAUGUACUACCUAUGGUAUCCAGAGUAGACAAAAGAGUAUUAUGUUUCUCUUUUAUGUGCUCCUGCUAGUAUGCAUAAUGUUCAUGUUGUACUUAAUUAUUACGUGUGUGAUUGUAUAAUAAUUGUAUAGCAUGUCAAAGGAGUGGCACCAAUUACGUUAUUGAUUGAUGGCAAAUAUAGCAAAUAAUAAUGAAAUAUUUGUUAUUUACAA